AUUUUGCUCAGUCGUUGUUUCUUUUUGCAUUCCGUUGAAGCUCUUUUUCAUCUUGUUCGUUGGCUUCGUUCCGUCUUUGCUCUGUUAACUCCCAAGCACAAUGAAAACCAUCACUGUCUUGUUCGUGGGGGCGUUCAUUUUCGCCCUGGCCUCCGCCACCCCGGUUUGCCCGCCGGAGCGCACCUCCCCUUACUUUUUCGGUGCCAGCGGAUUUAUCGCCAAACAAGGCGCAUUGGCUGUAGAGCCGAAUGGCGACACUUCACUGCGCUCGAUCGAAUUCAAGCUGCGCCUUCGCGACACUCCAGCUGUACUGACUGAACAAAUCCUUGCUUAUGGUCACCACACGUACUACUUUGACGAGUUUGCCAUUUUCCUGCAAUGGGAUGGCGCCAAUCUGGCACUCGGCGGCUGGUUCAACGCGGGCUACGUUGGUAUUGUCACGUUCGCAGGGACCGGGAAUCCGUUGCUGGAUCAUGCCUUGCACACCUUCAAGGCGACAUUUGAUGUUGCUGGCGUCGUGACCUUGUUCUUGGACGAUGUGAUUAUUCAAUCCGGAUCGAUCCUUUCGCCCCCUUCUACUCUCUCGACCAUCAACAUCAACGGCCCGCUGCUCAUCGGCGGCACAGCGACCUACAACGCCUUCGAUGGCUGCAUUUCUGACGUGCGUGUGAAUGGCGUCGACCAGGUGCUCAACACUGGCUACAUUACUCCGGUUGCGCUGGAAGGCUGCGUCUUCCCCGAAGUGCGUGGAUUCGACGGCGCUGGCUACGUCAAGUACUACCCGCAGACUGGCGCGGAGCACGACGCUGGCGUGACUGACAUUCGUAUCGAGUUCCACCCCAAUCCCGCUUACGCUGACGGUCUCAUUCUGUAUGAAUCGGGCCUGCAGUACGCAUUUGCCCUCGAACUGGUCGGUGGUCACUUGCGGCUGUUCAUCAAGGGCGGCGGCGCCUCAAACCUCGUGCUCGUGUCGGCUAAUAUUUUCCAGACAGAUCGCUGGUUUACAGUUGAAAUCACUCGUGAUGGCCAGCAAGUGCGGAUGCGCAUCAGCAACCCGAGUCUCGGUUUCCUUGAGGAUUUGGUUGGUACCGUGCAGACCGGCCCUCUCACGUACACGGUGGACUCGCGCUUGUAUGUCGGUGGACACUCGGACCCACUCGGUGGGCUUGUUGGCGUGACUGCUGCCAAUUCCUUCCGAGGUUGCCUGCGCAACCUGAUCGCCAAUGGUGGCCCGCUCGACUUUAGCGAUAGCAUUGAGGAAGUUGGCGUCAAUACCUCUCCGACCUGCUCGUUCCCUAUUUAGAACAUGAAUGAAGCAUCGAGCACUGCGAGUUUUGUGCUGUAAUCGAAGGCACUUUUUGGUGUGAAGAAACAGUGUUGUUAAUAAAAUCAUGGUACAAGUCUGUUCGCCCUCUGAUUGAAUCAAGUCUGCAUGUUGCUGCUGUUGUACUUAAUGGUAAACAGUAAUGAGAAGUUUG
Molecule: messenger RNA, 1478 nt
Organism: Capsaspora owczarzaki ATCC 30864
Lineage: Eukaryota; Filasterea; Ministeriida; Capsasporidae
Exons: 1
Coding region: 101-1303 (400 amino acids)
Source: RefSeq, a predicted model, not a curated record